Messenger RNA from Paramecium tetraurelia, 708 nucleotides. RefSeq lists its product as uncharacterized. The record is from RefSeq and is a predicted model, not a curated record. The transcript is spliced from 2 exons. NCBI's taxonomy places the organism in Eukaryota, Ciliophora, Oligohymenophorea, Peniculida, Parameciidae.
AUGAACUAAGAGAUUGUCGAUAGUAUUUCUUUACUAUUGGGAUACACAAUUCUAAUUAGUGUAGGGUACUCUUGGUAAAGACAUUUAUAAAAACUUGAAUAACAAAAAGAAAAACCAAAAGAAUUAGAAACCAUCAAGAAUAAUGCUUAGGAGGAUAAUCCAGUAGAUUAGCCAGACCUUAAUAGUCCCAAGACUAGUCAAGGAAAACAAGAGUAAGUUGGUUUACUUGAGCUGUAUUUGUAUAGCUACAAAUAAUUCAAAUAGAAUAAACAAAACAUUGAGCUAAUUAAGAUCGGAUAAUACAUUUUAUAUAUCUCCAACAAUCUGAUGGUUGUUUCAAUCAUGAAUGCUUAUUAUGGUAUUGAGGACUUUAAUAAAUCAUCUUGGAUUUUAGGUUUAUUGAUUGUUCCAAUCUACAAUUUAAUAUAGCUAAUCAUAUUUUUGUUUGCAUAUUUAUUAGCUUAUAGAAUACUAAAGAAAAAAUUGAUAGAGAAUAUUGACACAAAAUUCAUACUAGUUGGUUAUUUCUAUUUUAUUUUGGGGAACUUAAUCAUCGUGUCAUCUAUCAGUGGAGAUGAUUAUUUGUUUGAUAAGGCUUUAUCAAUCUGUGCCAUUCAAUAUAUAUUAGAAAUAGUUCUAAAUAAAUUAAUAGAAAAGGGAGAUCUAGAUGUUGUAUUAAAAUUGGAUACAAUUUUGAAAAAACUUUGA